GUCCGCCGAAACCGCGCUUCACUCACCACGCGCACGCGCACCCGAAAAUAAAUAACAAAAAUCAUAAACUAAACAAAUCAAUAUCACGAAAUUCAAAUACCUAUAAAAAAAAUCCUUAAAAUGAAUAACGCGGUCUUGUAUGAGAAAAGCAACAGCUUACAGAAGAGAGAUGCUAUCAUGUGUCUAGAAGAAUACGCUUCGAAAAUUAAGUGGAAGAAGAGUAAUAAUAAUAUUCUUGACAUAGGCUGUGGGGACGGAAGCGUGACUAAUAUGCUGAAGAAGUAUAUCCCUACUGAAUAUAAGUUGCUUGGCUGUGAUAUUAGCGAAAAGAUGGUGAACUUCGCGAAUGAUCAUCAUUGUAACGAACAAACCUCUUUCACCGUGCUCGAUAUUGAGGGAGAUCUGCCUGAAGGUAUGAAGGGAAACUUCGACCAUGUAUUCUCGUUCUACGCUCUGCACUGGGUUAAUAACCAAGAGCGAGCAUUCAACAACAUAUACAACCUUCUAAGCGAAGAUGGAGAGUGUUUCACGAUAUUCGUGGCAUGGGCUCCUGUGUUUGACGUGUACCGGGUGCUCGCGCGCAACAACAAGUGGAGUCCGUGGGUGCAUGAUGUCGACAGAUACAUAUCACCGUACCACGACUCGUUGGAGCCGGAAAAAGAUUUAAAGGCUAUGAUAGACAAAAUUGGAUUCGUUGACGUCGACGUGGAAUGUAAAGAAUUGGUAUUCGUGUACGACAACAUACAUAUUUUGCGAAAAGCGCUAACAGCAAUCAACCCUUUCAAAAUUCCCAAGGAAAAAUACGAUGACUUCAUGGAAGACUAUAUGGACAUACUGAAAGAAUUACAGAUUUUAGACAAGUAUAACAAUAAUUAUGAAAAGAGCGUUGAAUUCAAUUACCGUUUGCUCGUUGUGUAUGCCCGAAAACCUGACUCACAGGAUAAAAUGUUAGAAGCACUAAAUGGACAAACGUAGACAAAACAUUUUUGGCCUUACUACAAAAACUUUAGCAACUGUUUUACACUUGUCUAAAAAAAAUGUGGCUCCAAAAUGAACCAUAUGUCAACGUCAUAAUUUGACAUUUUUUUAGACAAGUCUUAAACUGACGUU
Molecule: messenger RNA, 1110 nt
Organism: Helicoverpa zea (corn earworm)
Lineage: Eukaryota; Metazoa; Arthropoda; Insecta; Lepidoptera; Noctuidae
Gene: jhamt
Product: juvenile hormone acid O-methyltransferase
Exons: 4
Coding region: 121-975 (284 amino acids)
Molecular function (GO): S-adenosylmethionine-dependent methyltransferase activity
Source: RefSeq, a predicted model, not a curated record